ACAGACCUUGUAAUAAAAUGACCUACUUUAAUGCAUUUUAUACAUUAUUGUAAUGGAAGAAACAUCUUGCUACACUUUUGUAUUACGAGUCAUGUCUGUAGCUUGAAAGAUUACGACAUAUGCUAUUGAUAAUGAUAUGCACUACUGCAAAUUACUUAAUAAGUACCCGCGUUCUCCAUAUCUUAGAUAGUAUCGAUAUUUCAGUUAUCCAUUCGUUUGCCAUUCCUUCGUAACCAUCUAUCAAAGAGUUUCGAGUAUAUAUUUUAUAGAAGAAUUUAGAAAUGCGUAUCCUACAAAUUGUAACAGCAUGGCUCAUUCUCAUCGUAAUACCGCACUGUGGCAUCCAUGCUUUUGGAUACAGUAAGAGAGAUCAACACUUGUGGCCGAAGAAGUGCAAAUCAUGCGCAGGAAAACGACAAUCACCAGUGGCUAUAUGUACAUCAAAGGCGAUCGUUAAACCAUUUCCGGCUCUCGAACUGAUUGGUUAUCAUGAUUUUCUUCCAAUGCCGCAAUUAUUAAAAAAUAAUGAAAAAACUGUUAUACUUAGUAUAGACAAAAAUGCGACACAAGUAUAUAGAACAUUGCCAUAUAUAUUCGGAGGCAUGCUGCAAAAUCAAACAUUUGAAAUGGAAGAAGUGCACUUUCAUUGGGGCUUAAAAAAUAAUAGAGGUGCCGAACAUGUACUAAACGGUAUAAGAUAUUCAAUGGAAACGCAUAUUAUACAUUACAAUAUGGCAUAUGGCAAUUUUUUGAAUGCGUUACAACACGAGGAUGGUAUAGCUGUAAUAGCUUCUUUCUUCCAGUUGCAAGACGAAGACAACGAGCGUCUUCAACCUUUUAUAAGCAAGUUAUCUGAUGUGCAAUGGGCACAUACAGAGUUGUCGGUCACUAUGUAUCUCACUCUAGCAUCUCUAAUACCGUCAAACACCGAUGUCUUUUAUACAUACAAAGGAUCUCUCACAACUCCGCCUUGUAGUGAAGUAGUCACCUGGAACAUUUUCGCCAAUCCAAUUCCAAUAUCCUUUCGUCAGAUAAACAUGUUCCGGAGACUCUCAAACGGCGAGGGAAUUUUGGGUGAUAAUUUUAGACUAUUACAAGAUAUCGGUCAACGUAAAAUAUAUACUAGAAGAUUAGACUCAACAGUCUCAACAAAAGAUAUCAAACAUGGUUUUACAAAUUUAAGUUGGUUCUGGGUGUAAUACAAUAAUUGAAAAUCGAUAAUUUCUGUUUUUA
This is a messenger RNA of Mycetomoellerius zeteki, 1233 nucleotides long. RefSeq names its product carbonic anhydrase 2. The coding region runs from base 282 to 1199 and encodes 305 amino acids. The transcript is spliced from 7 exons. The record is from RefSeq and is a predicted model, not a curated record. Gene Ontology annotation, cellular component: cytoplasm. Gene Ontology annotation, molecular function: carbonate dehydratase activity; zinc ion binding. NCBI's taxonomy places the organism in Eukaryota, Metazoa, Arthropoda, Insecta, Hymenoptera, Formicidae.